AUGCCCAAUUAUGCGGAGUUCAUGAAGGAUUUACUCUCUAGAAAGCACAAGUUGAAGGAGUGCGAAACAGUUACUUUAACUGAGGAGUGUAGUGCAAUAAUUCACAAAAAGCUUCCUCCUAAGCUCAAAGAUCCGGGCAGCUUUAGCAUCCCUAUAGCUAUUGGGAACAUUGAAGGGGGUAAGGCACUGUGUGAUCUUGGAGCUAGUAUAAAUCUGAUGUCUUUCUCUAUGUGUAAAGCUAUGGGAAUUCAUGAGUUAAAGCCGACUACUGUCUCUCUACAGUUGGUCGAUAGAUCGAUCAGAAGGCCAGACGGAGUGAUAGAAGAUGUGUUGUUCAAGAUUGACAAGUUUAUCUUCCCUACAGAUUUUAUAAUUCUGAAUAUGGAAGAAGAUGCAGAAAUUCCUCUACUUCUUGGGAGACCAUUCCUAGCCACCACAAGAGCAAUGAUCGAUGUGGAGCAAGGGAAACUGAUGCUGAGGAUGAAUGAAGAGACAGUCACCAUUGAUGUCUUCGAGUCAAUGAAGCAUCCAUCUGAUGGAGGAGACUGUUUCAUGGUUGAUAUAAUUCAAGAAGCAGUUGAUGACACGAUGAAAGAAGAGAGUUCUCCACUUGAGUUAGAGUAA
This is a messenger RNA of Gastrolobium bilobum, 624 nucleotides long. RefSeq lists its product as uncharacterized. The record is from RefSeq and is a predicted model, not a curated record. Lineage: Eukaryota; Viridiplantae; Streptophyta; Magnoliopsida; Fabales; Fabaceae. The coding region runs from base 1 to 624 and encodes 207 amino acids. The transcript has a single exon.